This is a messenger RNA of Pseudomassariella vexata, 606 nucleotides long. RefSeq names its product Spc24 subunit of Ndc80-domain-containing protein. The record is from RefSeq and is a predicted model, not a curated record. The transcript has 2 exons. NCBI's taxonomy places the organism in Eukaryota, Fungi, Ascomycota, Sordariomycetes, Amphisphaeriales, Pseudomassariaceae. The coding region runs from base 1 to 606 and encodes 201 amino acids.
AUGCUGCUCGACGAAGAUCCCGCAACGCUCAUCCACCACACCAUAAACAACUUCAACAUCGCCCCAGACAAAACUGCAAUCUCGCGCAUCCACGACUCCCUCUCGACCCUAAGCCAAGCGCGCGACCUGCGGGUCCGCGACGCCGAGUCCUCCCUGAAAAAACUCUCCCGGCACCUCUCCACAAUCCAAUCGCAACACGAAGAACUCGCCUCCUCCCACUCGUCCACAACGCACGCGUCCGAGAUCUCGCGCCUCGACACUCAGAAAUUUCGUAUCGCCAAGGCGUGCAGCGACCUCGAGAUGGAGGCCGAGCGCCUGGGGAGCACGCAGGCCGACCUGGCAGCGCGGCUGCAGGAGCUCGAGAUGCAAGGGGUCGAGGGCCCCGCCGAUGAGGCGGCCAGGCGGCGUGAUCCUGUUGAGGAUGAGGUGUUGUUGCGGUUGAAGGUGUACCGGAGUUUGGGGAUUGAUAUCGAGAGGGAUGGCAAGGAUGGAGAGUUUGCGAAAGCGGUGAUACGGAAUGAUCGGAAGGGAGACGUACAUGUAGUAAACAUGGAUAAAAAGUUCUCGCGUUUCUUUUAUGCCAAUUACUUUUGGCAGACAGUGUAG